GGGAAUGAAUAAAGCAGCAAUGCGUAAACAAGCGCUGGAAACUCCUCCGCCCCUUCCUUCUAUCAUCUUUACAGAAGCUAGUUCCGUAUUCUGUACUACUUUGCCACACAUCAUCCACUCGCCGUUACCAGCAUAAGGUUACCAAAUCGUGAAUUUACAUCUAAUUCUCACGACCAUGGCUCCGUGAGAACUGGAAGGUAGGCGAAGGGAUGCGGUUUUAUUACAAGUAGCCGCCGAGCAGCAGAUGCGAUUGCGUAUCAUUUUCACAAGUUCCUUGUGACCAUCCGUGUUAGAAGUUAAAAUGAAGUACCCUCUGUGCUGCAUGGACGUGAAUGCGUUUUCCACGAGGUGAAGACAGGCUUGAAAUGAAGCGGACGCAAGGGGAAGCCAAGAAGCGCGGGGCUGUGCAGACGCUUCUGUGAACCCAGUCCCACGCCCCCCCACACACACCCCCCUCCCCCCCUCCCUCCCCCCACACGCCCACCGUCACCCCAUUCCUCCGUUCCGCCUGCCCUUCCCCUCCCCAUCUUCCCCUCUUCUGCCGUGGCUGAAAAUGGCUGCACAGAGGAAGCACCUGGUCAAAGAUUUUAACCAUUUCAUCACCUGCUAUGUGUGCAAGGGAUACCUGAUCAAGCCUACCACAGUGACAGAGUGCCUCCAUACCUUUUGUAAAAGCUGCAUCGUCCAACACUUUGAAGACAGCAACGACUGUCCCAAAUGCGGAAUCCAAGUCCAUGAAACAAACCCUCUAGAAAUGUUGCGGUUGGAUAACACCUUGGAAGAAAUCAUUUUCAAGCUUGUGCCUGGACUUAGAGAAAAGGAGGAACAACAGGAGAUCGAGUUCUGGAAGAAGAACAAGUCAAAAGACAAUGGUGAAGAGGAUGGCCCCAGAUCCAAGAAGCCCAGGAUGGAUGAUGAAGAUGAGGAAGGUGGAGACCAGGACUACCACAGGAGCGACCCCCAGAUAGCCAUCUGUCUGGACUGCCUCCGUAACAACGGGCAGAUGGGGGAGAACAUAGUGAAGGGCUUAAUGAAGAAAUUUAUACGCUGCUCGACUCGGGUGACCGUCGGAACCAUCAAGAAGUUUCUUAGUUUGAAGUUAAAGCUUCCAAGCUCUUACGAGCUGGAUGUUCUAUGCAAUGGGGAAAUCAUGGGGAAGGACCACACCAUGGAAUUCAUCUACAUGACCAGGUGGAGACUUCGGGGUGAAAACGCUUAUCCCAUGGUGCUGGAGUAUCGGCCACGGAUCGACUUCGGUUAAAUGUGGAGAGGCCCAGGCAGAACGUACCUGCUGUAACUCCAACCCAUCGACAGAUCGCACAAUGAAUGGACCUGCCUGGUAUAGGGUGGAACAAACUCUUUCUUCCAGUUCUCUUCAGAUCCACGUCCGCAUGCAGUCACAACUCCCUUUUGGCCUUAUCUUCAUUUUUAUUUGUGUUCUUUAGUAGUCAUGCAUUUCUUCUCUCUCUCUGUCUGUCUUUCAGUUUCUUUCUGUCUUUCUCUAUCUCUCUCUCUCUGACUUUCAGUUUCUCUCUCUCUCUCUCUCUCUGCCAUCCCACACACACACAGUAGUUGUCUGAGGACAUCCUUUCAGCAGUGACAGUUCUUUUUAAGUGUGGUGACUGCAUCCUGUGAGUUCACAACAUCCCUUGCUGAUCCAAAGGGAGAGAGACUUCCAUCUCACAAAACAGGUUGACGCUGGGUUGACACAUCACCUUCGGCUGAGUUUUUUUUCCCGUAGUGUGAUCCACACUGCAGAAACUGGGGACGGAGGACUCCGAAGGUAACGACUCAGAAUCUGUCCUUGUUUGUUAGGGAUAUUGUUGAGUUCGUAGUGCUUCAGAUCCUUGAGAUUAAUUUCUUUCACAACUUGUGAGAGUAUGAUAGAUUCAGUUCCUCAUGAAAUUGACUCUUAAUGGUACAGUAGUGCGCAAGGUUUAAUGAUUGCACUCUUAACCACUACUUUAAUCACUUUUCCUGUAAGAUAUUUUAUAAUGACGACAAGUGCAGGUGUUCUGCAGCCAUACGUUGCAUAAAACCUGCAUGAGAAUUGAGACUAUGUUUCAGAUUAACGGUAAAAGGGUAUUUUAAAGGUAUAAAACUGGGAAUACAGAAGACACGUGUUUCUGUAAUUAUAUCUACGUCCAAAGGAAAAUGCGCAUUUAUUAUUACCAAUAGAAAAACUCUGACUCACCCCAAUCACUGGAACAGUGAACAGUCCUACCCAAGGAAAAGGGACCAGUAACAUUAGACCUGUACAGGCUGAACAAAAUCAAGACUGAAUCAAUCAAUGUUCAUUUAAACACUUUGUGGUAGAAUCUAAUAACAGUCUCUUAGUGGAGGCCUUUCCCAGCAUGCCUCUGAAGUGCAAUGCUGCACGUGAUUGGAUGAUUGAGCAGUGCCACGGGCUUUACUUGCAGCUUCAUCCCCCUCUACUGCCCCAUCUGUUAGACACUGUAGAUAACUGAAAAAGUAUUGCACCAAUUGCACACAUAGCAUGUCAUUGGUACGUUUUGCCUCAAAAGAAGGGUAAGAGGAGCUUGGUGGGACAUGGGUGACCAGUUGUGUCUGUUUGUAACACCUCUUUUGUACAUGAUUUAAUUUUUAUAUGUUAUUGUAGUCAUACUCAAUGCAAUGGAAGUCAAGUAAGCAACACUGAAGUAAGUUUGUUUUUUAAGAAAAAGAAGAAAAAAAAAACCAAAACAAAAAAAACAA
This is a messenger RNA of Anguilla rostrata (American eel), 2715 nucleotides long. RefSeq names its product polycomb group ring finger 5b (gene pcgf5b). The transcript is spliced from 9 exons. Gene Ontology annotation, cellular component: PRC1 complex. NCBI's taxonomy places the organism in Eukaryota, Metazoa, Chordata, Actinopteri, Anguilliformes, Anguillidae. Bases 554 to 1261 code for a protein of 235 amino acids. The record is from RefSeq and is a predicted model, not a curated record. Gene Ontology annotation, biological process: regulation of transcription by RNA polymerase II.